AUUUAACUCCAUGCUAGUAGCGGAAGAAAGAAAAUCGAAAAAACCACAAAAUGGCAUAAGUUUUACACCGCGGCAAACUCCAGCUAGGGAUAAAGAUAAUAUAAGCACGAUUUACAAUUAUGGCAGUGAUGGUCCAUUAAAUGCUGGUUAUAUCAUGACACACGAUAAAGAUAAACUAAUGGAGUUUUUGAAUGAGGCUCAGUAUAAUUUGACUACUCACGUUAUGUCGAAUGGAAUUAAAGUAAUAAUUGCUAGCGAUAUAGGUAAGCCGCCAAUCGUUACCAAAACAACUGCAACUGAGGUUGCCAGCAAAAAUUCAUUACAUGAAAAGCUACGAUUACGAAUUGGAUCAAGAAAAGCAGCAUACAGUCGAGCCACCACAUUAGCACCAAGCACAUUGAAGGAUCAGAUGAUAUUAGUACAACCAUCGAAAUGGAUAUCUCCGACAAAGUUUUCCUUACCAUAUAAUUUAAAUCAGUUCGUAACAAAAACUUGUUUUACUACUUAUACUUACCGUACGACAUAUCUGCAGAACGGCUCGCCAACUGUAGAAAGCCGCGAGCAAGUCAUAUCUAAUAUAGCAACAGAGAAACGGAAUUAUCUUCGGAUGGCACCUCUUAUUUCAUUGGGAGUAAUUUUGAGUCAAACGCCUUCUUUUGCAAUAGAGAUAUUUCCUACAACUUAUUCCUAUUACAAUACGAUACUUGAUGCUGAUCAUUUUUUGGUGCAAAUAUCGAAACGAACUAUUAUAAAUACAGUAACAGGGUCCAAUGGGAACGUACAUUUCCUUCAGCCUUCAGAAGAUGCAACGCCCGCGUACGCAACUAAUACAUAUUACAGAAAGAUAACAUUUAGAAAUGAAUCACCUGGUUCCAAAAAUACUGAUUACGAAAUUAUUGCAACUACCACCAACAUACUUACACAAGUGGUUGUUACUGAAUCGCUAGCGUCACUUAGUCCAAUAAUAACGACGCUCGUAAAAGCAAGUAACGCUUUGAAUAACUCUGAAUAUGUUAGUAAGAAUGAAUUAAAAACAAAAAAUUUUGAGCUUAUCACAAAAAAGGCACCGUCUACUAAUUAUCGAGAGCAUAUUUAUACAACGCAGACAUUUUUAACAACACAUAUUUAUUCUAAAACAGCACUUGCAAGCGUGACUGACUGCGGAUAUUUCGAUAAAAAACAUGAAAUUUUGCCGACGAACAUAUCAAUACAAAAGAGCACCUUGGAUGUGGGUCCUGGCCAAACACAAGGCUUACAAGACACCGAGCACGCUAUUAUCAAUUAUCAUACACGUAUCACUGAGGCUGUGCCGUCUAUAUUGUUGAACAGUGAAUUGGUUUCCAAGCUCCGUGAAGAUUUAAAGAAUCUUAAAAGUGAACGACGUACCAUCAUAACAACACCAGUCAUUUUAAAUGGUCAAACUCUAAAAACAACAGCAGAGCGUACUUUCGAGCCAACACUGUGGUCUACAGCGUCACCAAGCUCGGAAAAAAAGAUUACUGACAUUGCUGCGUACAGCAUAAAAAACAUACCCUCGACUAUAUUACCAACAAAGUUUAAGCACAAACUUACAUUAUUUAAUUAUAAUGUCAAGAGCACGGAACCGAGUAAGGGUACGUGGGCAACAGCAGUGGUAAAAUCAACGUCGUUCAUUUUAAAGUCAACGACACCUAAAGUGCCUAAACUGGCCUCAGUAAAGCAAACAAAGAACUCUAACGGGAUAACAUUACCUGAAAGCGAUAAUGAAAAAAAUAGCUUUGACCCAGACAGCGAAUAUGAUCUUGGGCAUGUCAACGAGAUACCAGCGUCGGCGAUAUCAGAUAAAGCUCAAAGCCCGCAGCAACAAUUAGUAAAUACCUCAACCGCUACAAAUACAAAUAACAAAAAUCAUUUACCGAUUGCAGUAAAUCAGCUAAUUGAUACGAUAAACUUCCAACACUUAAACGCUUUGCGGCCAGUUUUAAACGCAGCGGCAGGACUACUACAAUACAAAAAUUUAAAGAAUGCAAGCUUCAGUAAUCUACCACAAUCUCAACAGCGAUUGCCACAGAUGCAAAGCAUCACUACCUCACCUGCGCUAUCUCUGACUACAGCUGCUGUUUCACAAAUCCCACCACUCAAUUUGAAGCCGCAUGGUACGCCGAUGUAUAUACCAGUUAAUGAUAUAGUCAUAAACGUAAAAGAUGGAAGUAAAACACCAACAUUCGCAGCAUUCACAGAAGGCGCAACAGCUGCACUACUUGAUGCCGGUAGCGCACAAAGCUUACAAAUACAUCCUCCUCGUGAAGGCGGCGGUACUAUCGAUGCUGAUGAAGAUAACUGGCUACUGCAUUGGACAGCAAAUGAGAUUUACCCGCAACUAUACAAACAGGAUAUAGAGUAUAAUAAUCGUAUAGCGCAUAAUUUUCAAAAAUUUCAAAACUCAGACGGGAAAAUCGCUUUUAACACAUUGCUUAUUAAUGCGGGUAUACCAAUAAGCCCUGGUGAGGUCAUCACAGCUAAUUCAGAUAUAAUUAUUGGCACGCCAAAUGGUAUACAAUUUCCACGUUUACCGCCACUCAAAAAGAAUUUUGUUGGAAACGUAGGAGAAUCACAUCAAUACAAAUGGGUAGAGAAAAAUAUGUCUAAUAUUAAUCCAAAACAAUACAUUGCAUUUGAAGGACACCAAGUAGCUUUAACUUCAUUUAACGACAAGUCAUUGCCUCAUUUAAGUAUUCAAAAAAUCGGAAUAACGCACCAACAAGUUCAGCGCACUCCAAUGCUAGAAUACGGUAUAACUUUUCUAUUGAACACCCUUCAUCAAAAACAGCAACAGAAGUUGGGAGAUUACUACUUACCAAAUAAACGUUCAACCACGAAAAAAUAUGAUAACAUGUUGUGGCCUCCCCCGCCAGCAUUCAAAUCAGCCAUUUCAUUAACUGACCUAAAUCUGCAACCGCUAUCACCACUAACACCCUUACCAUGGCCAGAAGAAGCGCCAUCGACUAACUCGAUAAACAUCACUUACUCGCAAACACUGUCUAUAUUGACGCCACCGGCACUGCCAUCAGUCGCCAAAAAUAAACAUAAAACAACUCAUUCUAUAACGCCAACAAGAGCUUACCUAGCAGAAUAUGAAGCAUAUGAAUCGCACUUAAAAAAUAAAGUCAGAGCUUAUUUGCAAAAUCACCCUCCAACAUUAGGAAACUAUCCGAUGAACAACAAUAAUACUGUUAGUCAUAGCAUGGAGGAACAAUUUAUUACUGGUAACAAAAAAAGCAAGCAUACAAAUUUAUAUAAUCUAACGUUGUAUACGCCAAAACAGUAUUUUAAUUACUAUCGCGAAAUUUCAAAUGCACAAAAGCAAUACGCAAACUCAAAGUUUCAACCACAAGAAAACCAGCCGCAACAGUUCCAAGAAUCACAAGCUAUUAUUUUGAGGCCCUAUUCAUAUUCUGUUUUAAACGCCACCCAAAGAAUAUCGGGACGUAUUACACAAGCGCCCAGAACAGUUCCUGUGCCUGGUAUGCCUACACACGCUCAAAAUAUUAAUUUGCAUACAAACGUCUUUAAUCACAAUGUAAAUAUGCACGCACCUCCGCUGACAUUCAAAAAAGAGAUGGAGUAUCCAACGCAGGCGAUUGCAGUGCAUGGACAAAUACCGAAUGUCAUUGAGGGAACAGUGCAACAUUUGCCCUAUGGAAUCUCCCAUAUGCCUCAUAUAAAAAUUCCGCACAAUAAGGAAGAAGUGCAAGUUUAUUUGACCCCACAAAAUGUGAUCAGGAAUAUAGGUAAGCCCAAUGUUUUGACUAAUAAUAGAAAAGGCACAAAAAACGCCGAGGUAAUUCAUUUCGAAAAUCCCGCUGGUACUAUUGACGGCUCAUUUUCUCUAGACAACACUGUACAAAUGGAUGUGGCCAGUCAACACCAGCAACAUCAGCAGCGGCAGACAGGACUUCUGCGACUAAGUAUACAAAAAAAAUCCACUGCGCCAUGUCUUAAGCAACUACAGCAAGAAAAUAACAAAUAUUUCAAACGCGGCAAAAAUAACGAUAGGAAUAGGCAUGUUAAUACUUACCAACGUAUACUUAUACCAACAGGAUCAGAGACCGCGUUUCGAACUUCACUACAUCAUCAACAGUACGCGCCACCAUUUGCCGAUGCUGACAAUCACAUGGUAAAUACAAACGACGCUGCGAAAUUGUAUGAAGCAUAUGAUAAAGAAGAUAUCAGAGAUGAAUAUUACCCUGUUUAUAAUACUGGAGGCGAAUACAAUAAAACAUUUUUUCAAUAUAAUCAUGAAUAUAUAAUAAACAAACUAUAUAAUGCUGAAAGCACUUUAAGCGACUAUAAAGAAAACCUAGAUAAGAACGCGCCAAAGUUGACGGCCAAUACUAAUAUUAUUGUCAAGAAAGCUGAGGUCAGAUGUAACGGAUUUGACAACGAAUUGCAAAGUAAUCAAAAUGCAGCUUCGGUCACGAAUAAUAUUCUUCGAGGAAUACAAAGAAAACAACAACUGCAGCAACAGAAGUUCAACAAACAAACGAUUUCAUUCAGUCCGUUUCCUCAGAGGCUGAAAAAUCAACAGCAACAUAUAUUACAACCACUCCUCUCGGCAAACGCCGUAAAAGAAGUCAAUGAUCCCGCAACAGUGAAUAAAUCGGCUUCCAUUGUGAUAACCGAAAAUGGUUCGCAAGAUAAACUUAUAUAUGAUUAUAAAUUUACUACACGGAUGUUAACAGCGCUCGCAACAAUAGAAAAAUCAAAAAAAAAUGCACUAUUAUAUGCUGCGACAGGCGACGGUUUCAAGUCAAGAUUUGCAAGGCCAGAUAGUGAAGUCAUGGUGAACGCGGCAAUAAAUGUUCAGCAGCAAACACAUUCGUCCACGAAAACAACGCUAAAAAUCAGCUACAUAAAAAAUAGUGAACUCGAAAUCGAGGAGAAAGCAACAAUUUCAUUAAUAGGUUCUACUGGCAACAACCACUUGAGUCUAUCUCAAGGAAGCACAACACCUUACCUACAGUCCAUCAAUAAUAAAACAGCAAGCAAAAGACGGAAAAAUCAAAACCAUGGGGUGCAACUUUUAACAGUGAGUACAACAAUAAGAGAAAUAAGGACUGCAGAGCCUGCAGAAAAUUUAAAGCUCAAGUCACAGACGCACAACCAAACCUUCAAACAGAUACUCCCUUCGUAUGAGAGCGCAAAUGCACUAAAUUUUGAAAAAGGAACAACUUUUAAAACUGAUAACAUCAUAUCAAUGUCACUAGCAAAGCAUAUACAUUCUGUUGUACAACCUUCGCCAGCACAGUUUGCAAAACUAUACGAAAAACUUACUGCGGUAACUUUGCAAAACCGUUACGUGUAUUCUCCACGUCAAAAACCUGUAUCUAUUCACAAAAGUUACUUCAUGCGUCCGGAAGCUACCAAGCAUAUCGUUAGGCCAACGGAGGUAAACGUACCUGUGGAGAUUGAAACUCAGUCACAAAUCAAUUUUAAUAUAGAAACCAACCAUGUUGAACAGCCUGCCAACAGGGAAAUAGCUUUGUCGGAAAGUUAUUCAGAUCACAUUAAUACAAUGGCCCUUGGAAAACUACUACAAAAACAAGACUCUUAUGUGCGUAAAGAAGUGUUGCCUACGAUGCAAGAAGUAAAAGUCAAAACGUCAAAUAUAAUUAACGAUCUCAAUAAAAUGAGUUUAACCAGUAAGCCACUUUUAGAGUCAUCCGAGGAAGCCGUAGUUUCCAGCUCAAUUACUGAACAGGAGGAGAAGCAGCACCAUGGAUCACCUCUUAAUAAACGUAUAUUGCUAUUGACAACAAAGUACAUGACAAGAACACAAUUGAUACCUGUAACUACAAUUAGCAGUACCGUACUAGCAACAACUGCUACAGAGGUACUACAAAAGAUGAUUCUGCUUAAGACCAGAACUCGAACAGCAACCGUGAUGAAAACCGUAACACAACGGAAUGGGAAAUUGAUACAGAAGUGGCAAAAAAGAUAGCAACACUUUGAAACAAAAACGCAAGCCAAAACCCAUAUGCAAACGUAUGCACAGUCCACGAGAACAAUCGAAUCGCCUGCUCUAUUGGCGACGGCAACUAAAAUGAUAGGAGUAACUGAGAGACCGGAGCAAAAUAAUGUUAAAGGACCAACAUUGCCAUCAUCAGACAAUGAAAUCAAUGCAUAUAACAGAUAUUAUAGACGAGAGCAACUUGAAAUUGACAGCAAUAAUAACCAUAACGAAAACGAAAACAAUAAACGUAUAGAUAACAAGUAUAAUAUAGACAAUGGAUAUUCCCCAAUUGCAGCAGAAAAUAAGUCCACGCUACCCGCAAUAUUACCGGGCAGUCCAAACUAUUCCAAUAUGGAGUCACAACAUAAUAAUAUUUUCAUUGUAAUGGGAAACUCACAUAAUGGUGGUAAAGGUAAAUCAACGAGUGAUUCCCCACAAAGUGAAAGCGGUAUUGAUGACACCGGUACAAAUGCGACUACAAUUAAACUCGACUAUGAUGACACUAUGUCAAUGCUUAACAUGCCGACGCGUGAUGAAGAGCUCAUAGCUACGUCGCUUGACUUAGACAGAACUACAAGUCAGAUACUUCUCGGCGGUAAACUUAUAGAUACACUACCAAAAGUAAACAUUCACGAGCGUGGAAAUCAUGCUAACAACAUGACAUGUCAGCCCAAAUGUAAAACGACACGCAGCGAAGUUUGUGCACUUUUGGAACAAGGUUGGCUUUGUAUUUGCCGUCCCGGUUUUGCGCGCAUGUUUCCCGACCGUCCUUGUACACCGAAUGGAUAUUAUUUAUUUAAGAAGAUCUCUUGGAUUAUACGCACUUCGUCUUGCUUUCCCGGUGGACAAUACCUGACUCUUAUGCAAUGACGUAUCAAAUUAUCUCCUUUGUCCUUCUACCGAUGAGACUUUUCAUCCACGUAUUCAACAAAGUUUUAGGAUGAAUACUGAACCGGAUUAUGAAAUUUCACAAAAUUAUUCAAAGUUACUAUUCACGCGAGGUACCUCUUCGAGUUCUUGCGAAAUAAAAAGUCACUAGCGGAUUCGAUUUGAGUUGUGUACAUUUUUUAUUUUAG
Messenger RNA from Ceratitis capitata (Mediterranean fruit fly), 7068 nucleotides. RefSeq lists its product as uncharacterized. The record is from RefSeq and is a predicted model, not a curated record. Lineage: Eukaryota; Metazoa; Arthropoda; Insecta; Diptera; Tephritidae.